AUGGCGCAGGUCACCGAGCCAGACAGUGUUGUGUACUACACCGACGGCUCGGCUGACCCUGAUAGCGGAAGGACGGGCGCUGCUGCCAUCACCAGAGGGGCCGAGGUGUGUGAGAGGACUCCCAACCACUGCUCCACCCUGCAGACAGAACUGGUGGCCAUCCAGCUGGCCCUGGAGCACGCUCAACACCGGCGGGAGCGCACCGUGGUGCUCCACACCGACUCCAGAACGAGGCUACAGGCUCUCCAACAGCCGUAUCCCAGCGACAACGUGGGCCUCGUCACCGCCAUCCUGGAUAGCCUCCAGAGCCUCGCCGCGCAGGGGCGGCGGGUGAGGCUCAACUGGAUACCCAGCCACGUGGGAGUACGAGGCAACGAGGCUGCCGACGCAGCCGCCAAGAGAGCUGCUAGUGGCCCCCAGGUGACAAGGCAUGUGCCGCCCAGCCUGAGCCAAGUGAGGGCGCGAGCUAGGCUCGCCGCAACCAAGCGCGCCCGCCACACACACCGGCAGCUGGAAACAAGGAAGAGACAGGCAGCUUGGUACGCCUCCGCCACUGGCUACCAGUCGUUGGACGCCUCCCAGCAGCAGCCCAGAGCAGACGGCGUGUUGCUGCAACGCGUAAGGCUGGGCUACUGCACCAGGGAACAGCUGUACGACGACUUUCGGGGGCAGGAGUGCGACCACUGCGGGAGGCACAGCCGCCACCCGCUAGUGCACUACCUACUGUCCUGUCCGGCCACCGCCGCCCUCAGACCAACGCCGCCAACACCGGCCCAUCCUGUAGGCGGUGAUCUCCUCAGCAGCCGCGAGGCCAGGGCUGCCCUCAUCGUCCGCCACACGCCCACAGACCUGAUGCUGCGAGUUCUCAGGGCAGCGCCCCCGCCCCGCUGA
Messenger RNA from Scylla paramamosain (green mud crab), 891 nucleotides. RefSeq lists its product as uncharacterized. Gene Ontology annotation, molecular function: RNA-DNA hybrid ribonuclease activity; nucleic acid binding. The record is from RefSeq and is a predicted model, not a curated record. The transcript has a single exon. Bases 1 to 891 code for a protein of 296 amino acids. Gene Ontology annotation, biological process: DNA replication, removal of RNA primer. Lineage: Eukaryota; Metazoa; Arthropoda; Malacostraca; Decapoda; Portunidae.